AUGCCGCCCUCAUUGGACUGCGCUGAGGGAAUGCGGUGCCUUACAUGUGCCUCUGAUAGAAAUGACGCGGCUUCCGAGAACGCCAACGCCGGUGAGUUCAUUGCUUGUUCUAGAUGCCAGCAGCCAUUGUACUGUUCUGUGACCUGCGCGGAGGUUGGAUGGUUUGGCCACAGGCCAUUUUGUAGGGUCCAAGCCAACAAGGAUGAUGUGACGCAGUUGGCAACGACGACGCGGAGACAGAGGCAGCAGCAAGAAAACAUGAAUCAGAUGGGGAGAGCAUUGGGACAUCCCGUCGUGGUGGAGAUGAUAUCGUCUUGUUAUUUGCAUGCACUGCAUUUACUGGACACAGUUUUGUUUACGGAAGGAUUUUUUGCUGACGUCGAGAAUAAAGAAUCGCUUUUGCUUAUCGAAGGUGUGGUGAAGCUUUUUAAGGGGGCAUUAAAGAACAGUGAAAGUGCUGUGGAGACCGCAGCGAUAGCGCUGUCUUUGUGUAGGCUUCUUUCCAUCGUUCUCGGCAACCACGAAGAGGCCUUGACUGUAUUGCGGACGGGACUUGCCAAACUCAUACCGCACAAAUCGGAAGAAAAAGUCAUGGCGUGUUGGGGUCUGUUAGAGGCUGAGCGCAUGAACAUUUGGACUCGGAAAUAUCCCAACGUAAUAGUGGCUCCGGGAGAGACACCGGUUUCGUCCCAGCGCAUCAUGUCUGGUGAAGUAGUGGCCUCUGACAGCGUGCCGUUAUUGGCCUGGGAGGCCAAUGGCUUCCCUCCCGCAUUGAUUCCAAGACAAACAUCCGUGCACGAUGAUGGACUGCGAGCUCUUCGUAAUGCCUUUUUGCAGAGGGAAAGUGAUGGGCUAGUAAUCGAUGGUUUGGCGGUAAGUAGGGACGAUCUCCUGGCAAUUCUGCUAGAAUACCCGAAAUGUGUGAGGGCUGUAAGUGCGAACGCAGUUUUGUCGGCGCAAACGUACCUUGCAGCGAUCUCGGACAGCCCACCACCUCGCUGGUUGGUGAAUCUUUUUUUUAUGGCAAUGGUCUCGCAGCGAAGCUUCCAUUCAAACGAGUGGGGUUUUUUUGAUCUUGUUUCGCGUGUCCCUCAUUCUUGUUCCCCGAAUUGCAUUUGGAAUCCCGAGACAUGUAAGUUGCAGGCCCUGCGCAUGAUAGAUAGACACGAGCCACUCACGAUAGAUUUCUUUUGGCGACCCCAGUUUGACAUUACACGCCAGACAAUACUAAAACUCCCAAUCUCCAUGCGACAAGAAAGCGUGUGCGCGAAUGUUGGAUUUGUGUGUUCAUGUGAUCGAUGCGCUGGUGGUGCGGAGUGCUCCCAUCAUGAAUGCGUUGCGGUGGAUAGAAUGAGGCGGCAGGAACCAAAAAAUGAACCUGAACUACACGGAGUGGAUGCUCUGCGAGCCUUUCCAUGUCCCCUCUGUAGAGACAAAGAGGGCUGGCGGUACCGACUUCUUUUUCACGGGUCAUACCCACAGCAGCGUGGUAUGUCAUUGGAGGAAGAAAACAAAUGUGCACUGCAGUGUCGGCUCAAACAGUGCGAGCCUUGGGUGUGCCACCGUUGUGGGGAGCGGUGGCGAGACAGCGAGAUGCCCGCGGGGGAGAUGAAGCUGUGUCGUCAAGCCGAGCGCCUCGUGAGUGUUGCGUCCCGUGGCAUUAUCGAACGUAAAUUUUUUGAAGAAGCAAAAGGCCUCAUGCAUGAUGUUUUACAUCUUCUUGGGUGGCAGCAUCAUAGCGCAUAUCUUCUUGCCUGCGAAGCGUUUGUGCACUUCUACCGUUACAUCAGCCGCCGCUUUGCCCCACCAACAAGCCUCCUGGCACAACGCCACACUGUCUCGUGGUGUCGAAAGUGGAUUAAGUGCGCCCAUAACACAAACUUAUCGAAGGACUGUCCGCAUGUUUACGCCGCUUUUAUUGUAGAAACUUCCCUUUCACUCUCAAGUGGGACGCUGCAGAGGGAAAAGCUGCUUCUUCUUUGCCACGCGGAAGCGCAUUGUCCUACCGCAGUCAUUCGUGGAGCGGACAGCACGGAGGCAUCAGCUGUUUCCGCCAUCCUCCAUGACUCGUCAAGUACAGAACACGCGAACAACGGUCAGGCGUCAUCCAUGUUUGCACGAUUUAUGGACGCCGAAGAGCACGAAGAUGAACUUGAACUGAUUUCCGACUGGGAAUCACACAUUUUGGGGCGUCUUCAAUCAGAGGUUCAAAGUAACAAACAACCCAACCUUCCAACCCACCUAAUGAACGCACUCCAGAAAUAA
This is a messenger RNA of Trypanosoma cruzi, 2265 nucleotides long. RefSeq lists its product as uncharacterized. NCBI's taxonomy places the organism in Eukaryota, Euglenozoa, Kinetoplastea, Trypanosomatida, Trypanosomatidae. The record is from RefSeq and is a predicted model, not a curated record. The transcript has a single exon. Bases 1 to 2265 code for a protein of 754 amino acids.